UACUCUUCAGUAACGGAUAUACACACAUAUUUCUAUUGACUGGCUUUAAAGGAAUCGUUAAAUAAAAAAAAUAAUCUUUAAUCAUGGGUUGGUUUAGUGGACGCUGUUAUAGUGAUGCAAAAUUAAACGGUAAAACAAUAAUUGUCACCGGAUGCAACACCGGAAUCGGCAAGGUUACCGUGGAGGAAUUUUAUAAAAGAGGAGCAAAAGUUAUCAUGGCCUGUAGAGACGUUGGAAAGGCCGGGGAAGCUAAGAUUGAUAUAAAAGAAACUUGUAAAAAUUCACCAAACAAAGGCGAACUCAUCGUUGAAGAAUGUGACUUAUCCUCUUUUAAAUCGAUUAGAAAAUUUAGUCAAAAGAUUCUCAAAAGUAAAACUGAAAUUAACGUUUUGGUGAACAACGCUGGAGUGAUGAUGGCCCCUCGAGGAGAGACGGAAGAUGGUUUUGAAACUCAUUUCGGUACAAAUCACCUCGGACAUUUCCUCCUUACAAUGCUUUUACUGCCCAGGAUAAUUAAAAGCACCCCAGCAAGAAUAGUUACUGUAUCCUCUAAAGCACAUUCGUUGUUUAAUUUACAUUUGGAGGACCUGAACUAUACACUAAGACCAUAUAAUUCUGCUGAGGCAUAUGCACAAAGUAAAAUAGCAAAUAUUUUAUUUUCGAGAGAACUAUCCAAAAAACUCAAGAGUUACAAUAUCCAAGGCAUAAACACUUACAGCCUCCAUCCGGGUUUAAUUAAAACUGAUUUAUAUCGACAUUUGAAUAGCCCGAUCAGAAGUUUAAUAAGAACCAUUGUCGUGGAUUACAUUUUCUAUCCAUUUUCAAAAACUAUAGAAAUGGGAGCUCAAACUACUGUUUACUGCGCUAUAGAUGAAAAAUGUUCCAAUGAGACCGGUCUUUAUUACACUGACUGCGCAGUGACGUCACCAAGUACACAUGCUCUAAAUGAUGAAAAUGCAAAAAAAUUGUGGGAUAUGUCGAUGGAAAUGGUGGGAUUAAAGGAUUUUAAUCUAUUCACCUCCGUUUAUUGACUUCAAGCUGCUGCCAAGCGAUAAGCUCUAUUUACACAAAAAGCACGUUCCACAAUUAAUCUACAUAGUUAUUUUAAUUAACCUUAUUUUAAUAAUGAAGACAAAUAUUAUUUAUAAAAUGACAAAGAAAUGUAAAUAUAAAAUUUUAAUCAAAAGUAAUUAAAGUCAGGAUAAUAAUUUUUAAAUUUAUAUAAACAAUACAGUAAAAAUAUUUU
Molecule: messenger RNA, 1246 nt
Organism: Danaus plexippus (monarch butterfly)
Lineage: Eukaryota; Metazoa; Arthropoda; Insecta; Lepidoptera; Nymphalidae
Product: retinol dehydrogenase 12-like
Exons: 5
Coding region: 84-1031 (315 amino acids)
Source: RefSeq, a predicted model, not a curated record